Manis javanica (Malayan pangolin) is the source of this 10307-nucleotide messenger RNA. RefSeq names its product BEN domain containing 3 (gene BEND3). Gene Ontology annotation, cellular component: heterochromatin. Gene Ontology annotation, biological process: negative regulation of transcription by RNA polymerase II; rDNA heterochromatin formation. The record is from RefSeq and is a predicted model, not a curated record. Gene Ontology annotation, molecular function: rDNA binding. NCBI's taxonomy places the organism in Eukaryota, Metazoa, Chordata, Mammalia, Pholidota, Manidae.
CUACCUGGGGUUGGCUGCUGUCCUUUCCUCUCUGCAGUUUCUAGAACUCUGUGUGACUGUGGCAGAGAGGCAUCGCUGAGUCCAGUCACGUGGUGAGGCAGGGGUGGAAGGGACGACUUAGGUCUUCAACUUUUAAAGUCCUUGAGCCUGUUCUGCUAUCAACACCUUUAAAACGGUGUGCUCUCUGCUUUACCUUCUGUGCCCCACGGUCCCCAGGGCCUCCGCUUCUGAUCGCGUUGCUUCUGGGGCUCACGUGCUCAAGUCGACCGGUGAUGAGCGUUUGCUUCAUUUUGCACCUGGAAACAGGUCUUGGGAAGUGGGGAGGGUUUGCCCAUGGGCGGCCUGAGGUCAGGGCCUGGGCUUCCUGGCGAACCUCAGCGCAGCGGCGAGUCCUAGGUUCCCACUUAGCGGAGGAGAAUCCUGAGUCAGCUGGCUGGGAUUUGAGCCUGAGGUUUCAGGAAGCCCAAGUACUUCCCAUUUCUGGGCCUGCUGCUCGUCGCCUGUGGUGCCUCUGAUUUGCCUCAGCUGCCCUCUGGAGAGGCCUAGCUGGCCGCUCUCUCUGGAGCACCAGUCCUCCUAAAGGACCUGAUGGAGAGGCCCCUGGGCCCCUCCCAGACCCCAAGGGGCCACACUAGAGAAAGUUUUUCCUUUGAAAGCCCGGGGACAUUCCGGAAGACACCAGUGGUCCUCGGAGGGGAAAGCACUUUGCCGAGGAAUCACCACACCAGGUGCCCCCUGCUCACAUUAACUCCCCCCGAGUCAGAUUCUUGUGUGACCCCCCUACUACCCAUUUCUGACCGGGACCUCACAACACUCCUCUUCUGGAGGCUGGCCUCUCCUCAGCCCCCCACACCACCUCACUGCCUGCCCUCCAUACUGCCUCCUGCCCUGGACUCCGGCUGCCCAGCUUGGUCCAGCUUUCAGGAGUUGGGGGAAGAGGGUCCGGGUGCCAGUCAGAACAUCUCCCGGGCUGUUCAGACACAAGAGAACCCCAAAGAAAGGACCUCAUUCUCAGUCAUCUGUCUGCUGGAACGCAGAAGCCCAGCGAGGUAGGCAUCUCGGCCCUGACCGGUCCCUGAACUGCUCUCCCAUCACAAACCCUCUGAAUGACCUGCCUUGGUGCUCAGCUUGGGUCCCUCACCCAGAGGACAGUCUGGAUUUUUUUUAUUUUCCUCCCACCAAAUUUAGCUUAUUUUGAAAAAUACUUCCAAGAGUCAGGCAGAUGCACCUGUUGAGCUGUAAUGCGCCCACUAGGAAAUGACAUUUCCUUAGGGUUCAAAGUUGGUCUCUCACCUUUUUUACGCUCCUUGUGAGCCAAGACUUUCCCCAUCCCCGAGGAGCAUUGUACCCCUCCUGGGCCGCGUCAUUCAGGGUCAGCUGGGCAAUGAAAGAUCUUCACUUAAUGUGUCCGUUGUUAAAGUGUUUCUUAGAACAUUUUAUUUUAAAAGUUUAGAAGUUACGGGAUAUGACUUUACAUUCUUAGCUUGUUGCUGUUUGUAGACAUAGUUUAGACUAUGGCCUGGCCAGGAAGUAAGGAUUUGCUAAUACUUUCCAUUUUUCUGUUUAAAAAUUUUUAUUUUUUAUUUUUGAAGAAUUGCAUGCUCACUGUUGAGUGUUUGGAAAGUGGAGGAAAAUACUGAGAAAAAAAUAAUCCACAAGCCUCCUCAUUAGAGGUCAUUAACAUUUCGGCAUAUUUUCUUCCAGCUGCUUUAUGGCAUUUUUGAAUUACAUAGUUGAGAUAUCCCCAGUGAACCUCCAAGUAUGUUGUUAUUGACUGGGUAGCCCUGUAAUGAGCAGUUGAUUUUGAAUCUUUGCACAUACUUUAAUGCUUGGCUCCUUCUGUCAGUAGAGGUUUUGAAGUCAUGUGUUGAGAAAAAUGUGUAACAGCUGACUUCCUAGGCAGGUGUAAUGAAAAUAACAAUAGUGAUCAACGGUGAUCCCAGUCCAGGUCACAUUCAGGGUGUCUCUCAUUUUCUCUGCAGCCUCUUGUGCAAUGUAGCAGUCCUUAAUAACAGCUCAUGGCAAUGCAAGGUCCGCUCCUACCAGGAUUCCCAUCCUCAGUCAGGCCUGGGAUUCCCGCCUGCGCUUCAUCUAAAAUCAGCUGUCAAGUAAAAGACCUGUUAGCCCAGGGUCUUUGUUCUCCUGGCCUUUGCUUAUUACAGGAACUGUGUAUCACCAUGGUCAAGGUGUGUGAAGCUCUGUAAGUGACUGAAGGAUGGGGUUAUAGGUCUUUGUGAGCUGAAAGUGAUAAAAGAAGAUCAAGAUAGGCCUGUUUAAACAUUGACGAAGUUCUUUCCGAAGUAGUUUGUACCCCUAGAAGUUGUCUUGAUAAGCAUUAUUUCUCCCACCAAUGGAAAGAAGUCUCUAGGAAUGUGUUAGAAUUUAAAAUUGUAUCCAGAUCACAAAAUUGUACACAUCGGUGGUCUUUCACACAGCUGUGACAUGCGGCCUGUGUUUACUAGAUAGGAGUCAUGGUUGCCAUGGAAACCCUCGUAUAAUACGUCCAACUUUGGGGGUCUGACUGCUCUUUCCUUUCUGUUACUUUUAUCUUCUGUUACUUUGUAUCCCUUCCCACACACGUUCCCAGAGCCCCCUCUUCAUCCCCCAGGUUCCCCAUCCCUACCUGUGUUGGCUACAAUCCCGGUAAAUAAGCUGUGCAGGGGGUGAGACCCCUGCACAGAGGGCAGCUCCCCGGCCCACAGUGGGGCGUGCAGUCCCCAGAGCGCCGUGGGCCUCUCCUGAUGGCGUGUUCUGGAGCAUGGCCCUGACCUUUGGAGCCUCGGGUCCCACACCUAUAAAGCGAGUGGCUCACUGAGGUCCCUUUGGCUCUAAAACUGGGCCUCAGUUUCCUCACUGUAAAGCGAGACUAACAAGAGUUUCUGCCUCAUAGGCUUGUUAGCUUAAGUAAGUUUGCUGAAAGCUCGUAGCGCAGUGUGGGCUGGUGUUUGCAUUGAGUCUCCAUUGAGGUUGCAGAGUGCUGGGCAGUGCUGGGGGGAGCCGGGCGGGAAGGGCGCAUCAGGGUUUCUGCAGUCCAGGAGCCUGUGGACGCCCCCACUGCUAACCUCAGCCUGCCUGUAGCCAGGGGCUCCCCCUGUGAAGCCAUAAACACGCUCCUCUCAGCCCUUCUUGGUCUCUUUCUGAAGAAACUACUCCAAAACUACUCCCUCCCAACCCUUGUCUCCCCGUCUGCUGCUCAGGAAGCUCAAACUAAAAAAAAGAGGUGAUACAGAAAUUUCCAUGAUGUACCAAGUGAAAAAAGCAAGAAGCAGGAUCUUACUUCUCUGAAUCCCUUUAUGCUCUUAAAAAUCACUGAGGACCCCCAAAGCUUGUGUAUGUGGGUUAUAGCUGUCAGUAUUCACUGUUAGAAGUUAAAACGAAAAAUGCGUACAUGUUUAUUAAUUCAUCUAAAAAUAGCCAUAAUAAAUCCAAUGCAAGUGAAUGCCAUAACAUUUUUUAUGAAAUAUAACUAUUUCCCAAAAAAAAAGUAGUGAAAAGAGUGGCACUAUUCUUAUUUUUGCAGAUCUCUUUAAUAUCUGACUUUAUAGAAGACGGGAUUUGUGUUUUUUUAUUAAGGUAUCAUUGAUGUACACUCGUAUUACCAAGUUCCCCCACACCCCAUUGCCGUCACUGCCCAUCAGUGUAGUGAGAUGCCACAGAGUCACUACUUGUCUUCUCUGUGCUGCACUGCCUAGAAGACAGGAAUGUGUGCAUCUGCCUCUGUAUUCAGUCUUUUGCAAAAUAACAUCGUGUAGCCUCUGGAAAACUCCUGCAAUAACAUCUCAGUGUCAAUGAUGAAAAUAAUUCUGAUCUCAUGGGCCUCCUGGAAAGGUCUUGAAUGUCUGGUAAACUGGCUCUCCAAAAAGAAAAAAACUCCCACCACAGUCAGUUUCAAGCUACCAACUUGACUCCAUUACCAGCGGCGUUGUGGCGAGCAGAGAUGUGUGCGAGCAGUGUAAGCCGGCCGUGGCGGCCGCUGCAUACAAAGCUCACUUUGAGAACCUCUGGCUCCAAAUAUCGCUGGGAGGAUGCGCAGGAAAACGGACGCGAUAGCCUCCUCGGAGGGCAGCCUGAUGAGGCAGUGACUUUUCAUCCAAAUGCCCUUCUGUACCUUCGGAAUUUUGUUUCACGUGCAUAUAUGUGACCUUGUCAGGAAAAAAAAAAGACUAAGCAUUUUCCUUUUUUAAAAACGAACUCUAAAAAUAGAAAUUGAGCUAUAAUUUGUAAAUCUUUAAAGCUUUUCCAUUCCUUUGUGUCAUCCAGGAAUUGGCUCUUCCUGAGCACCAGUGAAUGGUUCUCACGUCCCUGUCUCCCCCUUGACCUCUUCCUGCCCUGAGCCAAGCGCUGGCCGAUACUCAGGAUCCAGAUCGGCCGUGGCUCCGCACGAGGCGCAGAGUGGAAUAGAAGAUGAACGCAACUGAAUUCAGUGAAGAUGUAGAGGAAGUUCUAAAAAAAAACCCUGUGAAGGUGGAGGCCGAGGUCGAAGAUGCUGCCCUUGACUGCUCGGUGAAUUCCAGGGCCUCUGAGAAGCACCCCCUGGACAGCGUCUUCACUGCCCUGCAGGACGUCGGCAAGCGAAAGCCGGGUGGCGACGGCCAGCCUGACUCCGUCCCCAGCGUGAAGAGGCGGCGGCUGAUUCCCGAGGCGCUCCUCGCAGGCAUGCGGAACCGGGAGAACAGCUCGCCCUGCCAGGGCAACGGGGAGCAGGCGGGCAGGGGCAGGGGCCUGGGCUCCGCGUGGCCGGCGGAGGAGGGGCCCUGCAGCGACGUGAGCACCCCCUCCUACAAGAAGCCUCUGUACGGCAUCUCGCACAAGAUCCUGGAGAAGAAGAACCCUCCCUCCGGGGAUGUGCUGAGCACCUACGAGCCCCUGGAGAAGGCGAUCCCCAGCCACAGCCCCUCGCCGCUGCGGCUCCUGAACGAGCCCCAGAAGCGGGACUGCGGCAGUGCCCCCGCUGCCGCUGACGGUGACCCCAACAUCUACUUCCUGAUCCAGAAGAUGUUCUACAUGCUCAACACGCUCUCCUCCAACAUGUCGCAGCUGCACAGCAAGGUGGACCUGCUCUCGCUGGAGGUGAGCCGCAUCAAGAAGCAGGUGAGCCCCGCCGAGACGGUGGCCAGGUUCCAGCCCCCGCCCGAGUACCAGCUCACGGCGGCCGAGCUCAAGCAGAUCGCGGACCAGAGCCUGUCGGGCGGCGACCUGGCCUGCCGCGUGCUGGUGCAGCUCUUCCCCGAGCUCUUCAGCGACGUGGACUUCGCCCGCGGCUGCAGCGCCUGCGGCUUCGCGGCCAAGCGGCGGCUGGAGUCGCUGCAGCUGCAGCUCGUGCGCGACUACGUGGAGGUGUACUACCCCGCCGUGCGGGACCUGGCCGUGUGGCAGGCCGAGUGCGUGCCGCAGCUCAAUGACUUCUUCAGCCGCUUCUGGGCGCAGCGCGAGAUGGAGGACGGCCAGCCUGGCGGCCCAGGGGCCGGCUUCUUUGAGGCAGAGCCGGCGGACACCGCCCACUUCCUGGAUGGCAAGGACCCGGAGGAGGCCCUGUCCCUGGACCGCAGCAGCACCGUCGCCUCCGACCCCGCGGUGGACGCGCGCGACCUCACCGAGUUCCUGGACGAGGCCUCCUCGCCCGGCGAGUUCGCCAUCUUCCUGCUCCGCCGCCUCUUCCCCGAGCUCUUCGACCGCCGGAAGCUGGGCGAGCAGUUCAGCUGCUACGGGGAUGGCGGCCGGCAAGAGCUGGACCCGCAGCGGCUGCAGAUCAUCCGCAACUACACGGAGAUCUACUUCCCCGACAUGCAGGAGGAGGAGGCCUGGCUGCAGCAGUGCGCGCAGCGCAUCGACGACGAGCUGGAGGGCCUGGGGCCGGACGCGGGCAGCGAGGGCGAGCCCCCACGCGACGACUGCUACGACUCGUCCAGCCUGCCCGACGACGUCUCCGUGGUCAAGGUGGAGGACGGCCUGGAGGGCGAGCGGCCCGGCCGGCGGUCCAAGAAGAUCUGGCUGGUGCCCAUCGACUUCGACAAGCUGCAGAUCCCGCAGCCCGACUUCGAGGUGCCAGGCGCCGACUGCCUGCUCAGCAGGGAGCAGCUGCGUGGCAUCUACGAGAGCAGCCUGUCCAUCGGCAACUUCGCGUCGCGCCUGCUGGUGCAUCUGUUCCCCGAGCUCUUCACGCACGAGAACCUGCGCAAACAGUACAACUGCAGCGGCUCGCUGGGCAAGAAGCAGCUGGACCCCGCGCGCAUCAAGCUCAUCCGCCACUACGUGCAGCUGCUCUACCCCCGCGCCAAGAACGACCGCGUCUGGACACUGGAGUUCGUGGGCAAACUGGACGAGCGCUGCCGGCGCCGCGACACCGAGCAGAGGCGCUCCUACCAGCAGCAGCGCCGGGGCCACGGCCCGGGCCCCGAGAGCAGGGACCUGGCGAGCUACCCAGUCAAUCCCGAGAGGUUCCGGGAGGAAUUCGAAGGGCCGCCGCUGCCGCCCGAGAGGAGCAGCAAGGACUUCUGCAAGAUCCCGCUGGACGAGCUGGUGGUGCCGCCGCCCGACUUCCCGGCGCCCGCGCAGCACCUGCUGUCGGACAAGGAGGUGCGCGAGAUCGUGCAGCAGAGCCUGUCGGUGGGCAACUUCGCCGCCCGGCUGCUCGUGCGCCUCUUCCCCGAGCUCUUCACGGCCGAGAACCUCCGGCUGCAGUACAACCACUCCGGGGCCUGCAACAAGAAGCAGCUGGACCCCACGCGACUGCGGCUCAUCCGGCACUACGUGGAGGCCGUGUACCCGGUGGAGAAGAUGGAGGAGGUGUGGCACUACGAGUGCAUCCCCAGCAUCGACGAGCGCUGCCGCCGCCCCAACAGGAAGAAGUGCGACAUCCUCAAGAAGGCCAAGAAGGUGGAGAAGUGACGGCCGGUGGCCCCCACAGCGGGCGGACGUGCAGCGCAGGGGGGCGGGCGGAGCGGCCUUGCUUGGACCACCAGGGCCCCGCGGAGCCGGCAGGCAGGCAGGCAGGCGGGCAGGCCGGCCGCGGGGUGGGGCCCCGGGGUGGGGCCCCGGGGUGGGGCCCGGUCCCCUGGCCGUGUCCCGUCCGUCCGCGCAGUGCGGAAGGCAUAGUCGACUACCUUGUUCCUCCUCCCACCUUUUACAUCUUCCAUUCUUACCAGUCUUUUUUAUCAAAAACUUUUUUAAUUAUAAAGAAACCCUUUUAAAAAAAAAUCACUGGGCCCUUUGGAGGCCAUUUUACUUAGGGAAAAAAAGUCUUUUAAAUAAUUGAGAUGAAGUACUGUAAGAUGACGUCAGUUGCUGGGAUUUUUUUUUUUUUUUAAGAUGGUUUCAGAAUUAUGAAAUCUUUAUAAGUGCCAGGUUUGUGCAUGAAGGCCAGGAGCUUCGGGAGGCAUAGAGACCAAUUUUACUAACCUUGUCUUUUGCAUCUGAUAUGGGAAGGUCAGAAGGUCAGGAAGCUCCUUCGACGGGGCGGGGAGAGUGUGUGGCCCCGUCGCCCCUGUGGAGCCGGCGGGUUGGGAGACCUGCGCUGGCCUGGCAGAACGUUGGGCUUGCUCUGCAGACGAGAACACUGGAUGACGAUGACACGAAUGUAGGUAGAACGUAGAAGCACGGGCACAGUGUCUGCAUUUGAGCUGUGUCCUCCCACUGCCCCCUCCCCACGAGGACGCUGCUGGGGGCGCAGACACAGUUCCUUGGACAGCAUUGUGUAGGGGAGGGGACUACUGGGCUUCUUGUUUGGUUUAAGGAUGGGCCCCUUAGGGCUCACCAAGAACUGUUCACUUUCUCGUGUGUGUGUGUCUGUAUAUAACACCGGGUUCUUGGAGCUGCGUGGUGGCUUCACCACACCCUAGUGUGAGCUCCCCCGAUUUGUAGCACAACCUUGUUCCUCAGUGUGGGCCCAGGCCGAAGGUCCUCCUGGGGGUACCUGGCCCUGGAAGGACACAGAUCAUCUCAGGUGGGGCUGCCAUGUCCCCUCCGAGGGUCCACUCAGAGCUGCCCCUAAGGUCCUCCGGAAGGACCGCUGGCCAGUCCCUUGGCCUCGGGUGAGACAGCUCUGCUUCCCGCACUGGUUGGGAAGGUCAGAUGUCUUCAGGCCAGGGGCAUUGCUCCCCAGGACUUCCAGCCAGGAAAUUCUCCAGGUACAAUGCUGAAAAGUAGUACUCUUACUUACCUGAUUUUGGGGUCUACAUGCCUAAGGGGGAAAGGAAACAGCUAACCCACACCAACUGCAUCACGACAGAAACCUGGGAAACAAAUGGAAUCCUACAGGGUAGUUACAGACUGAAUAACCUAAUGGCUUAAUAUUUUGUCAUCUUAAAAUGCAGAAAGAAUAGAAACAAUCUGUGAAUUUUCUUCAUACAGCUUAUGAGGACCUCCGUUCCCCUGGCUGUAAGACAUAAUUUUGCCUGCACCGAGCAGACAUAGUUUUCUGAUGUGACAGGAUUUUGAGCAGCGUAAAGUUGCUGAUUGAACUUUAGUAUUUGCUUUUAAGUGUCAUUUACAGAUUAUUUCUCUUGAAACUGCAGACCUAAAUUAUUGAAAUGUAGAAACGCACAGGGACUUUCACACCCACACCCACCCACCCAUGUACACACACUCUUCUUACUAAAACACCUAAGUGAGAUGAAGGGGACCUUCAUGCACAAUAAGCUCAUCCUCUUUGCGCCUGGAAAAAAUAAGGGACUGAAGUAGCCAGGGCUGCCCCCCCCCACACCCACACCCCGGGCCUUUCACUAUGCCUUAGUCUCUCCAAUGUGUGCGUGCGCACAUGCCCUUCCCAAAGAUGGCGGAGGCGCUUUCGCCCACCGGCCCUGCUGGUUGGAGGGUGCCGUGGAGUUUGUUCUGGUUUUCUAGGAUAUAUCCAAGAGGAUUCCAAGCCAUGUGACAAUUGCCCUGCUUUCUAGAGGGUGGAAUGUGACCCCGCGAGUUCAGAAGCACAAUCAUUUGUUAAUAAUAAUUUUAAAAAGCCUGUCUACCCAUGUUAGAGAAAAUCAGGUUCAAGGAAUAAAAUGUGUCUCCUUAUAGCCUCGAGCAUGUUCAGCUUUUAGAAACCAUAUUCUGGUGGUUUCCUUAGUACCUUUCCCGUGCAGGGCUUCUCCCCCUCAAAUCUUAAGAGUCCCUUCCAGUGACGAGAGGGGGUCACACUCUGGGGUUUGUUUCCUGCCCCUCUGCCUGUCUCAUCAGGAAACGCCUGCGGGUCCGGGGCUGUCUGUGUGGUGUCCUCAGUUCUCCAGCCAUACAGGUGGGCUCCAGGGGCAGUUUUUUACAUGAAGCAAUAGAAAUACAAAAUACUUCUUUUUUUCUUCAAAAUGUAACGUUUUCCAUUAAAUGUGUGGGCAAACCCCUUCCUCCUUUCGAUGGAAAUUCUUUGAUUUCUCCUUGUUUGUUUUUGUAGGGUUUUGUUUUUGUUUUUUUUUGGGCCUGGUAUCCAGAGGACUAAAGAAUUAGCACAGACACAUUUUGAUGUUCAGUAAAAUAGCAAGUCACGUAGGUGGUAACGGCCCCAUUUUCCCUGUGAGCAGGGUGUGAAAGAAUGAGUGAGGUGGUCGUGAGUGUGCUGGGUGUUCUGAGCCUGCUUCAGGUCACUUUGACUGUCUCCAUGGCAGCCAAUGUUUGACAGGGAAUAAAGUCUAAAGUCUUGUCUAAUGUCCAGGGCGCUAGCAUGCCCUCCCCGUUCAGUGUUGGCCCCAAACCAUCCUUUCUUUUUAAGUUUGGGGGGAGGGGGUACCCCAUCAGCAGCGAUCAUGAACAGCCAACGGGAUCUACGUAGCGGUGAAGGAGGGACUGCUGGGACGGUGGGGUCCCUGGCCUGCCCGCCCCGCGGCAGGCUGCUUGGGUUCCUGUCCAGAUGGCCUCCAUUUCCACCUUUGCCCCCAAAUGUUUGCUUCCUGCUUGAUUGCGAGGGGGGCCUGGGACCCCUGAUUGGAGGUCACAGCUCUCACCCUGCCUGGCUGUGUUACUAGACCUUAAGAGGUGGGGGCGGGGGCCAAGGGGCUCUUCACGGCCAUUUGGAAAUACUUGCCUUGUGUAGAUCCAGCCUUAAUGUUUUUCUGACAUCCUGGUGAUAGCAGACCCUGCACAAAGUGGGUAUCAGAUUUAAUACUGUGAGGAGACAAAAUAAUGAGAAUAGUUGUACCAAAGAUCAUGAAAUGCCACGUAAUGUCUGUAUUUUACCAUUGAUCUGAGUGCAUCCUUAGAAAACUGAAUGUAACAAAAACCCAGGACAUUUUUGGAAACUGUGCUCUCUAGCGACUUUGUGUGAAUUUUUAUACAAGCACUGUUUAAUGAGUUACAUAAAAUGUUAUAAAAAUAGAAAAAUG